This is a messenger RNA of Cokeromyces recurvatus, 921 nucleotides long. Its product is annotated as ubiquitin-related domain-containing protein. Gene Ontology annotation, molecular function: protein binding. Bases 1 to 921 code for a protein of 306 amino acids. Lineage: Eukaryota; Fungi; Mucoromycota; Mucoromycetes; Mucorales; Mucoraceae. The record is from RefSeq and is a predicted model, not a curated record. The transcript is spliced from 6 exons.
AUGGCAAACGACAUUGACACGCUUGUUAGUAUGGGAUUCUCACUACCCAAAGUGCUUUUAGCUCAUCCUGAAGUUUCUGAUGAACCAGAAGAAGAAAUUCCUCCUCAAACAUUAGGAAGCGCAAGUAGUUCUUCUUCUUCUACUACUACUACUACCAACAACGAUGAAGGCGAAAUUAAGGAUGGUGAACAAACUGCCCAAAGUUUGAUCUGCAACGAUUGUCAAAAACUAUUUCGUGAUGCUACUGGUGCCGAGUUACACGCUACUCGUACAGGCCACCAAAAUUUUUCAGAAAGUACAGAGGCUAUUAAACCAUUGACAGAGGAAGAAAAGAAGCAAAAGUUAGCUGAAUUAAAGGCUCGUAUGGCUGAGAAACGUGCAGCUCGUGAAAGACAGGAAAUUGAGGAACGUAAACAGGCAGAGAAGAUCAGAAGGAAAGCAGGUCAAGAGAUAACGAGUGCAAAAGAAGCUCUAGAAGCGAAGGAAAUGCAAAGAGCAUUGGAGAAAAAGAAGAGAGAGAAGGAAGAGGAGAGACUUGCGAGAGCAAAAAUUAAGGCCCAAAUUGAACAGGAUAAGAAGGAGCGUGCAGCAAAGAGAGAAGCUGCGAAAAGAGCUCAACAGGCACAAGCAGAAGAAGAUGCCGCUGCAGAUGCUGCUGCUCGGGCUAGUGUAAAAAAAGAAUAUACAGAAGCUAGAUUACAGGUUCGUGUUCCUGGAUCUGGUCCAAUAACUCAUACAUUUAAUGUCAAUGCAACACUAUCAGAUGUUUUUACAUUUUUGCAGACUCAAGGAUGUCAUCCUCCUUUUAGUCUAUCUACCACUUUUCCUAGAAAGACAUAUACUUUUGAAGAUCAACAAAAGACAUUAAAAGAAUUAAAUUUAGUUCCAUCUGCUGCUCUUAUUUUAGCAUAUACUCAAUAA